UGUCCAUUAGUUUACUCCAAUUAGGGGAGGGGUGGUAGGGUUGGAGGAAAAUGAUGAAGAAAAAUCACACCUCCUCCAUGCUUUACAGGUGGGAACCACACGUGUGGAGAUCAUCUGUUCACCUUCUGUGUCUAACAAAGUCACGGCGGUUGGAACCAAAAAUCUCACAUUUGGACUCAUCAGACCAAAGGACAGAUUUCCACCAGUCUAAUGUACAUUGUUCGUGUUUUUUGGCCCAAGCAAGUCUCUUAUUAUUAUUGGUGUCCUUUAUUAGUGGUUUCUAUCAAUUAGACCAUGAAGGCCUGAUUCACACAGUCUCCUCUGAACAGUUGAUGUUGAGAUGUGUCUGUUACUUAUUUGGGCUGCAAUCUGAGGUGCAGUUAACUUUAAUGAACAUAUCCUCUGCAGCAGAGGGAACUCUGGGUCUUCCAUUCCUGUGGCGAUCCUCAUGAGAGCCAGUUUCAUCAUAGCGCUUGAUGUUGUUUUUGACUGCACUUGAAGAAACUUUAAAAGUUCUUGACAUUUUUUGUAUUGACUGACCAUCAUGUCUGAAGGUAAUGAUGUACUGUCAUUUCUCUUUGCUUAUUUGAGCUUUUGAUUUAAAAAAGAUAUAUAUAUAUUUGAGCUUUAACCAAAUUGGGCUAUCUUCUGUAUACCACCCCUACCUUGUCACAACACAACUGAUUGGCUCAAAAGCAUUAAGAAGGAAAGAAAUUCCACAAAUUAACUUUUUAAUUAACACCUGUUAAUUGAAAUGCAUUCCUGGUGACUACCUCAUGAAGCUGGUUGAGAGAAUGCCAAGAGUGUGUAAAGAUGUCAUCAAGGCGAAGGGUGACUACUUUGAAGAAUCUCAAAUAUAAAAUAUAUUUUGAUUUGUUUAACACUUUUUUGGUUACUACAUGAUUCCAUUUGUGUUAUUUCAUAGUUUUGAUGUCUUCACUAUUAUUCUACAAUGUAGAAAAAAGUAAAAUAAAGAAAAACCCUUGAAUGAGUAGGUGUGUCCAAACUUUUGACUGGUACUGUCCAUGCUGUUGUGAUGAUGAUGAGGAUGAUGAUGACUGAUAACAACGACAACAAUGAUGGGCUAAUAAUAAUAUUAUAAUAACAAAUACAAAUGGUUCUUUUUAUUUUUCCUCAUAGCGCUUCUGUCACAACAGAUAUGGAAGUGAAGCUGAAAGCACUUGAGUGUCACUUUACAUGGGGAAUAGAAAAGGCUGACAUCAAGGACCGGGACAGCCUCCCUGAAAAACUUCUGGAUCGCAUCAUGAAGUUCAGCACUUCGAACCAUGCCACAUAUUUCAACUUACUAGCCUUUCUGAGCCACCUGGAGGAAAACAAUGUUAGUGCUCUUGAGUAUCUCCACAAGGCUGAGAGUGCAUUGAAGAAUAGACAGGAUGAUACAGAGUUACUGGUAACCUAUGCUAACUUUGCAUGGGUUCACUAUCACUCAGGGAACAUGAAUGAUGUGGAUGCCUACAUUGGAAAGCUGGAAAACAUCCAUAAGGGUUUUACGACUGCUAUUCAAGGCAGUUUACCUUCAAUACAUGGUGAGAAGGCUUGGAGUUUUCUAAGGCUUGGUGGGCUAUUUUACAAGGGGGCAAAGCAGAGCUUUCAGAAAGCUCUUAAGGGAGAACCAGACAAUGCAUCCUUCAACGUGGGCUAUGCCAUGGUCCUGUACAGGUUGGAGGGGUUAGCCAUUGGUGGAAAAGAGAGGUUGGCGCAUACUGAAGGUGCUACUCAGCUAAGGAAAGCCUUAUCCUUAGAGCCCGAUAACACUGAAGUCAUGGUCCUGCUAGCCCUGCAGCUUCAACACCAAAGUAGACAUGAAUCCAUGAAACUCAUCAAAGAGGCCCUCAGACUGUCUCCUGACGUGCCUCACGUCAUACGUUACGUGGCAGAGUUUUACAGUCACGAGGGCAUCAAUGAGACCCUGGAGGUUCUGAAGAAAGCUGUGAAACUGUCUCCAAACUCCUCCUUCAUGCAUGACCAAAUCGGCCGGUGUCACAAAAAUCUGUUCAACCAGAUGUCUGAGCAGAAGAGGAAAGGGAGAUGGGUCAAUGCACGCCAGAUAAAAGAGAAGAUGGAGCUCUGCAUCCAUCACUUCUCCAGAGCUGUGGAACUGAAGCCAUCCAACGUCCAAUUCAGGUUGAACCUAGCUGAGGCUUACGGAGACAACUACCAGCUGGAGGAGGCGAUGAAGAUCUUCACCAACCUGCUGAAAGAUGAGUCCCUUAGUGACUCAGACAAGCAGCAAUGCUACACCGGUUUCGGCCUGUUUCUGUUCUACAGGAAGAAAGACGUGGAUGGUGCUGUGACCCAGUUCAAAAAGGCCUACCAGAUUCCUAUUAAGAGUAGGGACAGGAAUAAGGCUAGGAUGAGGCAGAAGCAGAUCGCUUACCAGAAGAGAGUUGGCGAGACCUCUGAGAUUUUGGAAUUCCUCGCCACUGAAGAUAAAAAAGGCAGGAAUGCUGAAGAGCCAAGGAGAGUCGAGGUGCACUCUUCAGACACAGAUGACCUUACAGAUGCCCUAGGCAAAGGAAUGAAACUGAAAUGAUAUAAGGGAGACCGGUGAUGGUUGUCACAGUGCUAAUUGCUCCCAAUUGAAAUGGAGCUGUGUAAUAAUUUUAAGGUAAAAAUGUGAAUUAUUUGAAAUAACAAUCCAUAUCAGAAUGACAAAACAUUGGGCUGAGCGGAAUUUAGGUUUUCGUAGUUAAAAGUAAAACAAUUUAGAAAAAAAAAUCUUAUCGGACUAUGCAUGAACAAUGUUUGUUGAAAAGAGGAAAGAGAGAAAUAUAUAUUUCAAACCAAUUCCUAGGUCAAGCUAACUAGCAUCUUAAUUAGCAUUGGGAGGAUCGUUGGGGAUGUUUGUCACAUGGAAUACGGGGUUGGUUGUCACUUUUAACAAUGCAACUGCCAGUAUACAAUAAAUCCCAAACUAUUUUGUUCUUGUGAUAUAAAGAGCUCCCUUCUUUGCCUUUCUCCCACAUACGUUUUCUGUCACACACCAACACGAUUUAUACUUUUACUUUUGAUACUUAAGUAUAUUUAGAACCAAAUACUUUUAGACUUUUACUCAAGUAAUAUUUUACUGGGUGACUUAAAUUUUUACUUGAGUAACUUUCUAUUAAUGUAUAGAUACUUUUACUCAAGUAUCACAAUUGGGUACUUUUUCCACCUCUGAUUUCAACCUUGUUCUUUCUCCAAACAUCAAAAAGAGUCUUGUAAGAUAUACUGGUGCUGAGAAAUACACAAGAGUAAAAAGUGUGACAACCAACCACCCCUAUCUUACAACGCAUGGCUUAUAGGAGUACUGCUGUAUGCAUUUAAAUGUGUUUCUGUAACUGUAACUUCAAGUAGUGUGUACCUUUCUUAAGUUUGAUUUCAAAAUCAAUAUAGAGUUAGAAUAUAUUACCUAUGGAAAACAUGUUUCUAUGUCUUUGGAUGUGUCCCAUUUCAGGUUAAUUAGAUAUGACCAUUCAACUGCAGUAGCUCUUGUAAGUGACAUUAACAUUGUGUAGAGAUAAUAAAACAUAUUACCAACA
This is a messenger RNA of Salvelinus fontinalis (brook trout), 3542 nucleotides long. RefSeq names its product interferon-induced protein with tetratricopeptide repeats 5-like. Lineage: Eukaryota; Metazoa; Chordata; Actinopteri; Salmoniformes; Salmonidae. Bases 1115 to 2554 code for a protein of 479 amino acids. Gene Ontology annotation, cellular component: cytosol. The record is from RefSeq and is a predicted model, not a curated record. Gene Ontology annotation, molecular function: protein binding. Gene Ontology annotation, biological process: defense response to virus. The transcript has a single exon.